AUGCUGUUCGUCUACCUUCUCAUUUUCGUCCUCUGCACCGGCGGGCUCAGCGCCGAAAAUACGACUCUUUCCACAGACGUGUGCCCAAAAGAUAGCGACGCGUGUAAAGGUUGUACGGGCUCGUGGGUAGCCUGUCCCGGGAAAGACGGUGCCCCGAUUUGCUCCAAGAAGUACAAUCAGGUCGAUCCCAAGGGGUCGGUUUGUCAAUACAAAGGAUGUCCAGUGGGCGAAGGCCAGAUUCUUCUGGGGAUGGGUCUCCUUUGCGUCCCGUUCAAACAUUUCGUGAAUGGCACUCUCCCGGGGUCCUAUCUAUGGGAAGGUUGCCAACAGCAAAUGCAGAUCAACUGCGGUACCUGGACUCCGAUUGCUUCCAUGACACUUUCUGAUGAGCUACAACGACAGCCUGGGUGGUUGUAUCAUGGAAGGCUGCGAGCCGGCCAUGCACAGUUGCAAAACGGCAAACGGGAC
Mesorhabditis spiculigera is the source of this 468-nucleotide messenger RNA. The record is from the annotation of a GenBank genome assembly. NCBI's taxonomy places the organism in Eukaryota, Metazoa, Nematoda, Chromadorea, Rhabditida, Rhabditidae.